Molecule: messenger RNA, 1913 nt
Organism: Seminavis robusta
Lineage: Eukaryota; Bacillariophyta; Bacillariophyceae; Naviculales; Naviculaceae
Source: the annotation of a GenBank genome assembly
AUGACCAACAACAACAACAAGAAUCAGAGCGUCAAGACCAACCAAAAGGCCAAGAAUAAGAACAAGACCAAGUGGAGCACCACGACCAAGAACAACAAGGAGUUGGAGGAAAUGCUAAAUGGUAUUUUUGCGGCCGACAAGGUGGAUCCCCUCAAGGAUGUCAUUUUUGGAUGCACCGGUGCCCCGUCCAAGAUGCCCGAUCAGUCCGAGUUUCGUCGCUUGAUUACGAGGCACUUUAUUGGCUACCUGGAAACUGGCUCGACACACGCCAAGGUGGAGUUUGCCACCCAGUACAUUGUAAAUGGCAUUACCAAGAAUGGCGGCCGAUUCUUCAAGUUGGACCUGAAGAAAACUCAGCCAAAGACGAAAGCCCUGGUCAUUCGGCAAUUGCUUCCUGCCAAUCAGACGGACCACAAGUUGAUGAUGGCCCGUAUCAUGGGCUUUUUGCGAGAUGAAGCCUAUCGAUUCAAAUUUGGCAUUGGCAAAGCCAAGAACACGCCUACGACUAAUAAUGCGAGCAGCAGUGAACACGACCAAGAUGAAUCGUCUGCUUCUCUUGUCAACCAGAUGGAUAUCGAAGACGACGUGGUGGUCACCAAGACAGUCGUGCCUUUUUCUCCCGGUCCCUCAAGCUCCUCCUUUGACAAGAACAAGAACACGACCAACGACGACAAGCAAGAACCGGAACACCACGACCUCACGACGACUUCCACGUCUUCCAAUGCCAGUCGGACGUCCUCUGAGACCGAGAAGGCCGCUAAUCAUCACAAGACAAAACCCUCGCCGCCAGAAGCUGUCCCCAAGGAGAUUGUCAUGGCGGAAUCUUCAACAGUCUCCAAGACAGCCACCACGACUGCUCGUCCCAAAUCGGACCUCCAAGAACCCAAGGCCGCGAGUUUGGUUCAGGGUGCGGUCAGCACUCGCAAGGAGAAUUGCAUGAGUCCUCUUGCCAUGGAUUGUUCUGCCACCGACGACAAUGUGAUUCUCGAAAAGGAUUUCUUGCCACCUCCCAGCACCCUUCAAUUCACCGAGAGCAUGGCGGGACAUUCGCUCGGGACCAUUCUCUGUGAUGAUCAUGAUACCGAUGCUCCACCGACUGGCAAUAAGGACAAGUGGUGGCCCCAAACGAACGCUACCGACCUCCUGGCGGACGACGACAUUAUUGUUCCGCCACAGACGGCCCAACAGAUGCAGCACGCCCUGGAGUGCUACCAUUCUUUUUGGGCCCAUGACUUGAUGAACGGAUCGCGACGUGGAGUCCAGAGUUUUGAUUCUCUGGCCAAGCACUUGCGCUCGGUCGUGCACAGUUCCUCCGAGCUCCUUCGUCGUGUCGAAGUGCUGUGUCGCAUGGAACAGGAGCAAACCAAGCUUGCCAAGGAUCGUCCGGCCAAUCUUGUCGUGGAAGGCAAAGGGCAUUCCUUGCUGUUGGAGAAGGAAGAUGUUGCCACAGGCAUGGUCAAGAAAACUGGAGGUAUGACCGCUCCUUCUGGCUUGCGUGGCAUGGUCUAGACCGGCUAGACUGCCGUGUGCACGGCAAUGACAGUUUGUGCUUUUUAUUGUGUGGGCGGGUUUUUUUGAACUCACCGAUACAAGAACUCAAGCAUCUACGUGAACACACUUGGGGGAUCAUUGACACCUACAUUUUUAUCUGAAGCGACGAAGCCAACAGGCGAAACAUGAAUACACAUUUUGCAUUCAAUUACAUACCGGGGGAACCACCAUCAGCAACAGGGAUGGCGUUGUGCGAUUGAUGUGGUUGUUUGUACCGAUAGUAGGUCAGAUCGAAAAGAGUUUCUACACGGAGCAAACAUCCAUCAUUUGUGCAACUCGCAUCCCGGUGGCUGAUGCUGGGUCGAGGAGAGCAGGGACGGAGACAGCAAGAUCCUCUCCAAAUCUAAAUAAAAAUGCAUUUC